CCGGUGCAGUGGGACGGGUCGGUGCGCGGCGGCGGUGUCUCCUCUCCUGCCUCCCGUCCUCUUGCCUCCCGUUCCUCCGCCGCGGCAGCAGGUGGGGCCGGCAGCGGGUGCAGGACUGCAGAGUAGCUCUCAAGCCAUCCAGACCGCUGUGGGGCUCGAGGGCACCGUGCUGUCCCUGCCCUCUGGGGUGACUGCCAGCCGCAAAGCUGCUGUCCACGUGGACUGGGGCCGAAGUCUCUCGCCCGGCUGCUGCCAGAGCCUCGCCAGCCAAACCCAGAGACAUGGCGACAAACGGGACCAAAGUGGCAGAUGGACAGAUCUCCACGGAAGUCGAUGCUUCCAUCACCAAUGACAAGCCUAAAACCUUGGUAGUAAAAGUGCAGAAGAAGAAGACGGAUCUUCCAGACCGAGACACUUGGAAAGGAAAAUUUGACUUUCUUAUGUCCUGUGUAGGUUAUGCCAUUGGCUUAGGGAACGUGUGGCGGUUUCCAUACCUUUGUGGCAAGAAUGGUGGAGGUGCAUUCCUGAUUCCCUAUUUCCUUACUUUAAUUUUUGCUGGAGUGCCACUGUUUCUUUUGGAGUGUUCCCUUGGUCAGUAUACAUCCAUAGGAGGCCUUGGAGUGUGGAAGCUUGCUCCCAUGUUCAAAGGUGUGGGACUAGCUGCUGCAGUCCUUUCCUUUUGGCUAAAUAUUUACUACAUUGUGAUUAUUUCGUGGGCCAUAUACUACCUGUAUAAUUCCUUCACCACUACUCUUCCUUGGAAACACUGUGAGAACCCCUGGAACACUGACCGCUGCUUCUCCAACUACACCUUAGCAAAUACCACCAAUAUGACAAGUGCCGUGGUGGAGUUCUGGGAACGCAACAUGCACCAAAUGACGGAUGGAUUGGAAAAGCCAGGACAAAUCCGAUGGCCACUAGCAAUUACUCUAGCAAUUGCCUGGAUUCUAGUGUAUUUUUGUAUCUGGAAGGGGGUAGGCUGGACUGGAAAGGUGGUAUAUUUCUCUGCUACUUAUCCCUAUGUUAUGCUGCUUAUCUUGUUCUUCCGUGGUGUAACACUGCCUGGAGCAAAGGAAGGCAUUUUAUUCUACAUAACUCCUAACUUCAGUAAGCUUUCAGACUCUGAGGUUUGGCUGGAUGCUGCCACACAGAUUUUCUUCUCCUACGGUUUGGGUCUUGGCUCACUGAUUGCCCUUGGAAGCUACAACCCUUUCCACAACAACGUUUACAGGGACUCCAUCAUAGUGUGCUGCAUAAACUCAUGCACAAGCAUGUUUGCUGGCUUUGUCAUCUUCUCCAUUGUUGGAUUCAUGGCUAAUGUCACAAAGAGGCCUAUUGCAGAUGUUGCAGCAUCAGGCCCUGGACUGGCAUUUCUGGCUUAUCCAGAAGCAGUGACGCAGUUACCCAUUUCUCCUCUGUGGGCAAUACUGUUCUUCUCCAUGUUGCUCAUGCUCGGGAUUGACAGUCAGUUCUGCACUGUGGAAGGAUUCAUAACAGCUUUGGUGGAUGAGUUCCCAAAGUUACUGCGGAAUCGGAGAGAAAUCUUCAUUGCUCUUGUGUGCAUUGUUUCCUAUCUGAUAGGGCUGUCCAACAUCACUCAGGGUGGAAUCUACGUGUUUAAGCUUUUUGACUACUACUCUGCCAGUGGAAUGAGUCUCUUGUUCCUUGUAUUCUUUGAGUGCAUCUCAAUAUCCUGGUGCUAUGGUGUUAACAGAUUUUAUGACAACAUUCAAGAGAUGGUGGGAUACAGACCCUGCAUCUGGUGGAAACUCUGCUGGUCAUUUUUCACUCCUAUCAUUGUGGCAGGAGUCUUCCUCUUCAGUGCUGUCCAAAUGACUCCACUCACAAUGGGAAGUUACGUUUUCCCAAAAUGGGGCCAAGGGGUUGGCUGGUUCAUGGCUUUGUCUUCCAUGGUGCUGAUCCCUGGCUAUAUGGCAUACAUGUUUCUAACCCUGAAAGGCUCCUUAAAACAGCGCAUCCAAGUGAUGAUUCAGCCAAGUGAAGACAUCACUCACCCUGAAAAUGGGCCAGACCAGGCCCAGCAGGGCAACUCUGCAAACAAAGAAGCCUACAUCUAAACGUCUCUAUCAUCGAAGCACCAAGACAACUCCAGAAAAACAAAAAAUAUGGUUGAAUAUGACCACAAAUUCAUGUCCGAGAAUAUAAUUACCUACCUCUAGUGGCAAAAAAAAAAAAAAAAAGAAAAAAAAAGGAAAAAAAAAGACAAAAGGUCAUCUCCACCACAAGGGAAUAGCCAUGGGCAUGAUCCACCACUGCGCGAGCUCACACGUCGAGUGUUCUGUGUUCUCUGGCAACCCAUAGACUGUUAAUGUUUUUAUCCUUUCACAAUAAUAGUUGCAUAUCUUGGAAUUUGUAAAUUGAUGUGCCAAGACCUUUUUAAUCUACCUUUUAGCAGGACUAUUUGAAGUUUCGUGCUGCUGAUUUUUAGUAGUUUAUCACUAUUUCUUACCACUCAAUCCCAAGACUGUUAUUUCUGACUUUACAGGAGUAAAAAUUCAGUUUGGAGUUGUUUCGUACAAAAGAAUGAAGUAUUUUGUAAACAAGUGAUUUCCAGUGAAAGUCUGCCCUUAAACUUGGUUCCAGUCAAGGCCAUUUGAAGGGGAAGAGUCUUCCUUCAGUUAACAGCAGACACAUUCCUCUAUACACAUUCCUUUAAGCACUUUCCUAGUGCAGUUGAGUCCCGUGGCUGUUUGGCCGCCCAGCACAACACUGCUCUAAGUGCUACCUGCACUUGUUCUUUCAGGACACCUUUUGAAUAAGAUUAUAAAUGUCUUUUAAAAUCCAUACACUGUUUCUGAUGAAAAAGAGCAUGUCUUUGUGAAUCAAUGUGACACAAGCCGCAGAUGCUAGAGGCAAAAAUAUGUCUUUUUUAGCAAUAUAAGAAAUAAUAUCCAAGAGCUCUUAAAGAUUCCCAGGAGUAAAAGAAAUACCAAGUACUUGCAACUCGAGCUCAGAGUACUUGAGUUUCUAUCAUGCUGUUACGAUUCUACUAUUAUCGCAUUGCCACCAAAACAGAAACCAAACCAAUGGCCUCAAGAGUGAAGCUCGUCCUUGCAGCUCUAACUUAGGGCUCGCUCCACAACUGGUCUUUUGAAUCUGUUCGAGGACUUUAACAGUUUCUAAUAAGCAAAUUAUGAAAUAUGGCUCGAUAGCACUUUGAAAACAGUUCUAUUUUUAUUUACCUAUUAUUUGUGGUGAUGAAGGUGUGAGGGAAGUUGGUUCCAUGCUACAAGAGUCUGCAGCGUGGGCUCGGUCGGCAUUUGCCACACAGGGAGAAGGGCCGAGGGGUGCUCCCAGUGAAUCCCUGUGUGUUAAACGCCACAGCCAGCCCCGUGUGGUGUUUCUCGUUUGGCAGCUACAUGACAGACACAACGGAUCCUGGAAACUGCAGUAGUUGGUGUUUGAUUGUAAAUGACUGUGACAGAACUGUGCAAUGAAACAUGCUUUUCAGCAGAUUUUUGUGCAACGUACAAUGUUAGAUAGCACAAUUUAUGUAGAACUACUACGUGAAAAACAUGUUAACUGUGAAUGUUGGGUUUUUCGUUGUUUUUGUCUGAAGGUGACAACCAUAUUCUUGCAAUAAGGUAUUAUUCUCAGAAUGUCAAGCACAUCAUUGUAGAAAUACUAUAUAUAUAUAAUACACAUGCAUUUCAAAAGGCAUCAUAAAAUCUCCGAGUAUGUUUGGUAGAUUCUAAACCCUUUCAUACAUAGGUCAACUGUAAAAUACGAUGAGACCUAAGCUACAUCCUAAACAGCUAUAGCUGAAAUGCAAAAGUCCUGUAAGUCAUUGGGAUUUAGAGGAAACCUGUCCAUCCCACACCAACAUCCCAGAUGAUCCAUACACAUCCUAAUUGUGACUUUCAUUAGACUAAGGAUAAAAACUCCAACUUCCUCUUUCUUGUUUAAUGUAACCAAGUCCCAUGUUGUUCUAAGACAAAUGCAGUAUUUAAUGUUUGAUUGUAAACAAUUAUGACCGAUGUUUGACAGACCUGCUCUUUAGCAAAAAGCUGUACAAACGUAUCAUAUAGCACAAACUAGUGUUGUAGAACUACUGUGUGUAAACUGUGAAUAGCUGUAUCUUUUUUGUAGUACUUGCCCUGAAAGAAAAGAUUAUUGUAUGAUCAUGUAAGCUUUUUGCAAUAAGGAAAUAUCUGAACACCAAGCAAAUCUAUCUCUAUAUAAAAAUAUAUAUGUAAUAUAUACAUAUUCAAAAAAUAUAUACAGAGCCUGUUUAAAAGAGUACAGUAUUAUUUAGUAAAUUGCAACCUGUUCUAUGGACCAAAUGUAAAAUAUUUAUAAAUUAAGAUGCAUUUUAAAUGUCUAUAAACGGUGUCAUAAUUAAAGCACGAUUGUUAUGUAAGUUUCCAAGAGUUUAGAGGACAAAGAAUAAAGGUUAUAUUAUACAUUAAA
Messenger RNA from Pezoporus flaviventris, 4431 nucleotides. RefSeq names its product solute carrier family 6 member 1 (gene SLC6A1). The transcript is spliced from 15 exons. Gene Ontology annotation, biological process: neurotransmitter transport; sodium ion transmembrane transport. Gene Ontology annotation, cellular component: axon; plasma membrane; cell surface. Lineage: Eukaryota; Metazoa; Chordata; Aves; Psittaciformes; Psittacidae. Gene Ontology annotation, molecular function: gamma-aminobutyric acid:sodium:chloride symporter activity. The record is from RefSeq and is a predicted model, not a curated record. Bases 282 to 2078 code for a protein of 598 amino acids.